AGUACAAGACGGACUGUCGCCGUAGAGCGAAGGAAGGAGAGGAGAGCGAAGAAGAGACGAGGAGAAGAGAAAACACUGAAAUGGUCUAAAAGCUGAGCGAGUAAAACCCCAAGUGAGGGCAGCAGCGAGGAGUUGCGACGCAGGAGGAUUAUUCAUCUCUGUGUGAUUACUGUGAAAGCCAGGAAUCUCCCGCUUUUUCAUGCUGUCCUCACGGAGGUCUGAGCCAAUAACGGACUUAUUGGUCGGCUGAACCAUGCAGAGGCUGCUGCUGCUCCUGAGUUUGCUGAGUUUUCAAACUGUGUGGACGGCGAGGUUCUCUCAGGAGCCAGCAGACCAGUCGGUGGUGCGGGGCCAGAGGGUGAUCCUGUCCUGUGUUGUCUUCAACUACUCGGGCAUUGUGCAGUGGACCAAAGAUGGGCUGGCUCUGGGCAUCGGAGAAGACCUGCGGGCCUGGCCUAGGUACCGUGUGCUGCGUGUGCAGGAGUUGGGCCAGUACAACCUGGAGAUCCUGUCAGCUGAUCUGUCCGAUGACUCCCUGUACGAGUGUCAAGCUCCUGAUGCCGCACUGAGGUCCAGGAGGGCCAAACUCACCGUCCUCAUCCCCCCAGAUGAACCGGUGAUUGAUGGUGGUCCAGAGGUGCUGCUGAAUGCAGGCGAGUCUUACAACCUGAGCUGCGUGUCUCGCGGGGCCAAGCCGCCGUCUAUGAUCGAGUGGCUUAAAGACGGUCUGCCUGUGGACGGGGCCGCCAGUAUUACUGAGGUGCUUCCAGACAGGAAGAGAGUGACCACACGAAGCUUUCUGCCCAUCCACCCCGUGGAUACUGACACUGGGAGGAACUACAGCUGUAUGGCCAGCAACCUGGCCAUUCCCACCGGCAAGAUCACAACUGUCACCCUCAACGUCCACCAUGCACCAACUGUGACCUUGUCCAUUGAGCCUCGCUCUGUCCUGGAGGGGGAAAGAGUCACCUUCACCUGCCAGGCUCACGCUAACCCUCCUAUCAUGGGCUACAGCUGGGCUAAGGGUGGCGUGGUGCUGCAGUGGGCCAGAGAGAGUGUGUUCACCACCAAGGCAGACCACUCUUUCUUCACCGAGCCCGUCUCCUGUCUGGUUUUCAAUGCCGUGGGAAAGACCAACGUCAGCAUCCUGGUGGACGUUCACUUCGGUCCAAUUCUGUUGGUGGAGCCGCAGCCAAAAACAGUCGACGUCGACUCCGACGUCACUCUCAACUGCAAAUGGGCGGGAAACCCACCUCUCACACUCACUUGGUUUAAAAAGGGUUCAAACAUGGUUCUGAGUAACAGCAACCAGCUGCAUCUGAAGUCGGUGAGCCAGGCGGAUGCCGGACAGUAUGUUUGUAAGGCCAUCGUCCCACGGAUUGGAGUCGGAGAGACUGAGGUCAUGCUCACAGUCAACGGUCCUCCCAUCAUCUCCAGUGAGCCAGUCCAGUACGCAGUAAGAGGGGAGCGAGGAGAGGUGAAGUGCUACAUAGCAAGUACACCUCCUCCAGAUAAGAUUGUGUGGGCGUGGAAGGAGAACGUGUGGGAGAAGGAGAAGGGGACACUCCUGGAGAGGUACACGGUGGAGCAGAGCAAGUCAUCGGCCGAGGGUGCGGGCGUCCUCUCCACCCUCACCAUCAACAACGUGAUGGAGUCUGACUUCCUGUCCACCUACAACUGCACCGCCUGGAAUGCUUUUGGCCCCGGCACCAUGAUCAUCACACUGGAGGAGACUGAGGAAGUCUCAGUGGGAAUAAUUGCUGGUGGGACCGUUUGCUCCACUAUCUUCCUGUUCAUCUUUUUGCUGGUCCUCGUUCUCAUCUUCUAUCGCCAGCGCAAAGGCAGUCGGCGCGGGGUCACACUGGGUAAGCCCGACAUCAAGGUGGAGACGAUCAACAAGGAGACCCACAGCUUAGAGGAGGACUCCGGCAGCGUGUCCACGGCUUCGCGCAUGGUCAAGGCCAUGUACUCGUUUCUCCCCUCUGUGUCCUUCUCUCCUUCCAAUCAGCCCUUUAAAGAUGACAUAGAGCUCAAGUCUGACCUCCGCAGUGACACCCUGGACACCCGCCAGGAGUAUGACCUAAAGGAUCCCACCAAUGGCUACUACAACGUGCGAGCCUCCACCCAUGAUGAAGGCCGCCCCGCCUCCCGCUCCACCAUGCACUAUUCUGACUACCGCUCCCCUACAGGAACACCAGGGGGAGCUGCUUCUAUUAGCAGCAGUGCUGGUGGCUCUGGAGCCACAGCCAGCGGAGGAGCCCCUGGUCCCCCUGGACCCCUCACCUCCCCUGGCCGCCCCCAGGCCUGCUAUGACCCUCGACCCCCAUCCAGACUGUCCCACAUCAGCUACGCCCAGUUCAACACCUUCACUCGUGGUGGCCAGAGCCAGCAGCCUCCUGCUAACCCCGCCCCCCCAGCCAGCGACUUUCCAGGGGACUGCAGCCUCCUGGACUCCACCUCUCAGCUGGCCUAUGACAACUAUGGAUACCCCUCACAUUACCAGACCUACCGCAUGGGUUUCGCCCCUUCCAGCUUAGCCCCACUGGAGGCUGGCCCGUCCUAUGAAAUGUAUGGGGUUGGAUCUGGAGUGGCCACUGGUGUGGGGUCCCCUGGUGUUGGGGUUGGCCCUGCGGGCCCAGCUCCCUCGGGAUCAGAGACUGGACUAGGGAAGUACGGCAGCUCUACUCGCUUCUCCUACACCUCGCAACACUCUGACUACUCCCACAGCCGACACACACAGAGGAUGCAGACUCACGUGUGAGACGGGAGAUGCAUAACCACCUCACAGUCUUAGCUGAGCAUGAGGAAGCAUCUUAUAAAUAGCGUCACACCUAAACACGCACACACUAUCACAGAUUUACAUGCACAUUUUCACACGCUAACACUCUACACAAACACAUGCACAGCUACCAAACAUAAAAUAAAACACCACACACACACACACACACCCAUGCACAGACUCAGAAGACCAUGCCCGUGAGACAGGGAGGGUAAAAGAAACACAGAGGAAAAAAAAGAGACGGGAGGGAGAAGAAGAAGGAGUUGUAGUGAGACAGGGAAGGGAAAUUCCACACAAUUUUAAAUUCCCUGACUCCCAAUGUGUUUGUAUAUCUGAGCUCUGAAAGAGCGGACAGCGCAAGUCACAAUCAAGACUGGGGAAAAAAAGAGCAGGAACGAGAGGAAGGAGGGGAGAUCACAGAUCUUUGGAGCCCGUAGCUUUUGCUAUGAAUCGACUUUGUAAAUGAUGAGAGAGAUCGUCUUAAAGCAAACUGUCUGACUGUCGAAGACGGUUCAGAAAAAAACCUCAAACAGUGCAAGUCAUUUCUGGCCGCCAUUUUUUCGUUUUGUUUUGCUGUUUGUCUUAUUCAAUGAUCAUUGAGCACAUAUAUCGUAUCCCAAAAUGCUCUUCUGUACAGUGGUACAUGCCAUCCUUCCUCUGAGGCAGCAUGGAGGAGUGUGUUGGGGCACUGGGUUGGU
Messenger RNA from Solea solea (common sole), 3477 nucleotides. RefSeq names its product kirre like nephrin family adhesion molecule 1a (gene kirrel1a). Gene Ontology annotation, molecular function: cell adhesion molecule binding. Lineage: Eukaryota; Metazoa; Chordata; Actinopteri; Pleuronectiformes; Soleidae. The transcript has 15 exons. Bases 254 to 2761 code for a protein of 835 amino acids. Gene Ontology annotation, biological process: cell-cell adhesion. The record is from RefSeq and is a predicted model, not a curated record. Gene Ontology annotation, cellular component: cell-cell junction.